AUGUAAACAAACAGUGUUCAUUCAAUCAAUCUUGAUAAAUAAACUAAAUACUCUCAAUUUGUAAAUGCUUAACUUUUUAGUGGCUAUAAAAUUCGUGGUAAAGAUAACUCUAAAAAAUUCAUAAAUUAACUGAGUCCAUCAGAUGAUUAAAAAAUAACAAAUAAUUUAUCAUCAUCAUAAAGUUAUGUAAAUGCUAUGAAAGCAUUACAAGAUAAAAUUAAAUACUUAGAAAAUGAAAACUAAAAUCUACAAUCUUAAAUUGUAAAUCCAUUUAAUAUUAAUUAAUAGAGUUCUAAAGAUUUAACUAAAUAAAUUGAGAUUAAAUAAAGACAUGUAAGUACUCAUUAAAAAUCUAAUGAUUGUUAAUAAAUAAAAGAAAUUGAAUUAAAAUUAGUUUAAGUGGAAAUUGAAAAAGAAUAAAUUAAAGAAGAGAAUGAAUAAAAAAUAUAAUAAUUACAACAAAAUUUAAUAAACAUAGCCUAAUAAUCAGAUUAAAGAAAUAGAGAAUAAUUGGAAUAGAUACAAAAAUUGUAAUAUUUAUUAAAUUACAUUUUUAGAUAGGAUUAAUUGGAAUUGUAAGGCGAAAGUAAUUAAAAUUACAGAAUUAAAAUCAAUACUUAAACUCAAGCAAUUUAAUAAGAAAAAUUAGUAUUUAUAUUUUAACUAUAUAUUUAGAAUAAUAAUAAUCUUGAAUUUAAUUUAGAUUAAGAAAAACGAGAGACUAAAUAUUUAAUUGAAAAAAAUGAAUAAUUACAAAACGAAAUCAAUAAAUUAAAAGAAUAAUUAUUUGAAAUAAGAACAUAUAUGAAUAGAUAUACAAAAUAAUAUGAUGAAACAAGAAUUUAAUGUAUAAUUCAUAUAUUUAUCUAUAUAUAGAAUUGUAGGAAGAAAAUAUGAAAUAAAAAAAUUAAAUUUAUGAAUUAACUAAUUAAGUAGAAUAGUAAAAGGAAUUAAAUUUAAAGUUAUAAUUAGGUUUAGAACAUAAAAAAUAAGAAUUAGAAAAAUCUGAAUUAAAAAGAGUUAAGAAAUUAUCAGAGUCUAAUAUCAAAAUUGAUUAACUUAAGCAAUAAAUAAUUAAUUUGUCUUCCAAUUCCAUAAUAAAUACAUAAAGUCCAAGGGAAACAUUUAAAAAAUACAAAUAAAGUGCAGAUAUUGUGAAUAAAACAUAAAAUUUAAGGAAUUAUAGACAAUAAAAUAAUAAUAGCAGAAGAUAAUUACUAGAUUAAAAUUGUAAUUCAAUAUUUAAUAUUUAAUAAGAAUCAUAUAAAUAGUAACCAAAUGAUUCAUAAAGUAGUGUUUUUAGUAGGUUGAUUGUAAAGACUUAAGAAGGGAACAUUCUUACUUAAUAGAAAAGUGAUGAUAGGAAUAAUAUUGGAAACUUUAUAGAUGAACAAAUUUAAACUAUUUAAUUAAGUGCAAAUAAAUCAUAAAAAUAUCUUCAAACUUAAUAAUAUAGAAUCUAAGAAUUAAAUGAAUAAUUAAAGAUUCUUAAUUAGAAAUAUGAAGAAAUUGAAAAUUCAAUUUCAUAAUUAACUGAUUUAAAAAUUAAAAGAGAAAAAAGAUAACUUUUAUUACAAAUAAUAGAUCAAAUACAAGAUAUUAAUCAAGAGUUAAAUACUCUUGUAGGUAAUCCAAAAAUUAAUUAAUAAUUUUGA
This is a messenger RNA of Paramecium pentaurelia, 1655 nucleotides long. Lineage: Eukaryota; Ciliophora; Oligohymenophorea; Peniculida; Parameciidae. The record is from the annotation of a GenBank genome assembly.